Ficedula albicollis (Collared flycatcher) is the source of this 1226-nucleotide messenger RNA. It is a transcript of the gene UBE2E3, whose product is annotated as ubiquitin conjugating enzyme E2 E3. Gene Ontology annotation, biological process: protein polyubiquitination. Gene Ontology annotation, cellular component: nucleus. Bases 66 to 689 code for a protein of 207 amino acids. Gene Ontology annotation, molecular function: ubiquitin conjugating enzyme activity. The record is from RefSeq and is a predicted model, not a curated record. The transcript is spliced from 6 exons. Lineage: Eukaryota; Metazoa; Chordata; Aves; Passeriformes; Muscicapidae.
UCGGUCUGCCUGGCGGAGCUGCGCGGGGAGCGGCGGCGGGGAGAGCUGUGCAGAAGUUCCCCACGAUGUCCAGUGAUAGGCAGAGGUCAGACGAUGAAAGUCCAAGUACCAGCAGUGGUAGUUCAGAUGCUGAUCAGAGGGAUCCGCCUGCACCUGAACCUGAAGAGCAAGAAGAACGAAAACCCUCUGCCACCCAGCAGAAGAAGAACACCAAACUAUCCAGCAAAACUACUGCUAAGCUAUCUACUAGUGCAAAAAGAAUCCAGAAGGAGCUAGCUGAAAUAACCCUUGAUCCUCCUCCUAACUGCAGUGCCGGUCCUAAAGGAGAUAACAUUUAUGAAUGGAGAUCUACUAUACUUGGACCUCCAGGUUCUGUAUAUGAAGGAGGCGUUUUCUUCUUGGAUAUCACAUUUUCAUCUGACUAUCCAUUCAAGCCACCAAAGGUUACUUUCCGCACCAGAAUUUAUCACUGCAACAUCAACAGUCAGGGAGUCAUCUGUCUGGAUAUCCUGAAAGACAACUGGAGCCCUGCUUUGACUAUUUCAAAGGUUCUGCUGUCUAUUUGCUCUCUUCUGACAGACUGCAACCCAGCUGACCCUCUGGUUGGAAGCAUAGCCACUCAAUACCUGACCAACAGAGCAGAACAUGACAGGAUAGCCAGACAGUGGACCAAGAGAUAUGCAACAUAAAUGACAAACUACUUGUGCAGUGUGAAGGUGCAGAAGGCAACUUUGCAGUGUGCAACAAAUCUUUAUAGCCUUUACAAUACGGACUUCUGUGUAUAUGUUAUACUGAUUCUACUCUGCUUUUAUCCUUUGGAAGACUGGGAUACUGCCCCCCAAAAAGGUAAAUGCUAUCAAGAGUAGAAGUUUGUAGCUGUAGAUUAGUUAUGUUUAAAAUGCCUACUUGCAAGUCUUGCUUCUUUGGGAUAUCAAAAUGUAUUUUGUGAUGUACUAAGGAUACUGUUCCUGAAGUCAACCAAAUAUUAUAGUGCAUUUUAGCCUAAUUCAUUAUCUGUAUGAAGUUAUUAAAGGUAGCUGUAGAUUACUAGGAAUUAUGUCAUUUGUAUUAAACCCAGAUCUAUUUCCAAUAUGUGGUACAUGCUGUUGUGAAAACUGUUUUAACUUUUACCUUUGUCAGUUUGUAAUGAAAGGAUUUCCUUUUUCCCUUUGUAGCUCAGAGAGCACCCAGUGUAUCAUCUCAAACACAAUAAACAUGUUCCCCAA